Messenger RNA from Naegleria lovaniensis, 2319 nucleotides. RefSeq lists its product as uncharacterized. The transcript is spliced from 3 exons. The coding region runs from base 1 to 2319 and encodes 772 amino acids. The record is from RefSeq and is a predicted model, not a curated record. Lineage: Eukaryota; Heterolobosea; Eutetramitea; Acrasida; Naegleriidae.
AUGUCUGACUUUUCACCUCCUCAUGCUAACAGUGUUCCAUCAUUAUUGAGUUCAAGCAAAACUAAUGUCAUUCCAGAAUCAUCUUGUGUGAAUUUCCAGUCACAUGAGACUCCUCAAACGUUGGGAGCUGAUCAGUUGAUGGUUCAGCGACCCUCGCCUCCUCAAUCCAUGUUGUUAGCUCCCUUAAGAAAUGAACACUUGGAUCCAACGCAAGAUCAUUCUCCUGUAAAUAAUACUCAUCCUGUGAAUAAUAGCAACUCCAUGAUGAUCAUUGACCAUGCUGAUGAUGACACCAAGGAUGAUGAUCACCACAUGGAUGAAGCAGGAAACACCAUGAGAUUUGAAUACUCGUCCAAGAGUAAUAACAACACCUCCAUUAGUGAAAGUGGUGGUCAUGGCACUAAUGGUGGCGUUGGUAUCAGCAAUUUCAGAGAUUCAAGUCCAUCAUCGCUCAAUGCUGUCUCAACCACAACCACUCCUUCCAAGACUCCCACUCAUGGCAUUCUUCCAUUCAGUAAUCUUACUCUUGAUAGUGGUUCUGACCAUCAAGGUACCAAUAGUAGUGGCAGUAAUAGUAGUAGUAGUAAUAGCAGUAAUAGCAGUAGUGGUAGCAAUAAUAGUGGUCAUGGUCAUUCUUCCCACAACACUCCCUAUCCACAACAGGAACCUCAAAUGUUGCCCUCCAUUCGAAAUUACUUUCAACCCAUUCCUGGUUUGAGUGAACCCUCACCAACCCAUACGAGUAGUGCUGUUCCCUUAUUCAACAUUUCAAGUAAUUCCUUUGUGGUUGGAUCUAGCUCUUCAUCGUACACUCCCAUUCAACAACCACAAGGAGCAAGUACUACUACUACUACAACGACUACUAACAACUCUUCUUCAACCACCACAAUGAAUACUCCUACUAAUGGUAGUUAUUUCCAUUCCAUAUCAAGCACCACUCCAACAAAUUAUUCUUCGAGUGUUGUUGGAGGUAUGAACAAUCCUUUCAUGAGUAGUUCGUAUCUUAGUGGGAAUCCUGGUCCAAGUUCUACCACACGUGCGAGUGUUCACGUUUGCUCCUCCACGACAGGAAGUGUCAUGACACCCACGAGGAAUGGAACGUUUGGUUUCAACACAAACCACUCAACGACUCCCACUCAUGGCAGCAACACUCCAACAAAGGCUAUUGGAGUGAAUAAUAUAUUCAUGACAAGUCCAACUGGGUAUACUCCUGCUCAACAACAACCAUUCCAAACAACUGGAAGUAAUAGUAAUAACACCACAACCACCACUGCACUAAAUGCAAGUCCCAUGAUGAACGUUUCAACUCAGGCACUCCUGUCAAAUUCUUGGGCAAAAGAAAUUCACAGAAUUUGGGUGGACCUCAAUCUGCCUUCUCACCCUAUGUUCCAGAACAUUCACCAACGAUACUCCUUCUCCUCGUACACUCCCAUCUCAUUGAAUUCGCCAUCAAAACCAUCGAGACCUUCAUUUAGUAGUGGUGGUGGUUCAACCACUGCUAGUGGAUCUUCUAAUGUUCAAUUGUCCGUUUCAUCCUCAAGUUCUUCUUCCUUGGAUUUGAAUGGAGGAAUUGGUUCUGGUAGCAAUAACAACAGCAACAUGAAUAAUGGUACCAAUUCGACUGUCUUUCUUGACUUUCCACCCACUCGUCGUUCCAGCUUUAAGGAAAUUCCCAUCGAUUCCAUCAUUCAGAAUUUACACUUGCCUCAAAAAGAAGCAGCGAAAGCAUUGGGUGUGAGUGUGAGUACUCUCAAGAGAAGAUUCUAUAGUGUGAGAGAACAGAUUGGAAUUGAAAAGUGGCCAACCAUUACCUUGUCUAAGGUGGAGACUGGAGCCUUAUUUGUUCCUUCCUCCACUCAUACAACGACAGCAUCGAGUAAUGGUAAUGGGUUUCAUUCCACCGUCACAGGAACUAGUUCAGCAUCGUUCCAACAACAGACGAGAGGAGAGGACUCCAAGAAUUUACACUCUCCAACGAUGGGAAGAUCAUCCUCCAUAUUCGUUCAGAGUCCUCAGCCCAUACCCAUUCAACAACAGAAAACAGCAGAGACAAAUUUGGUGUCUAAUGUGAUUAUGAGUAAACAAAUGACUCCAGUGGCGAAUGGUGGACCCAUAUCUUCUCCUUUCAACAAUUCUGGCCUCAAUCCGCAUGGGUCGAAUCCUCACCACAUGAUGAUGAGUGCUUCUUUAAACGCCAGUCAAAAUCAUCAGUCUGUUUCAUGUGCUCCCACUCAGAAUAGUUCAUUUGCAACCUCUACAACCUCCACUCUCCAUAUGGGAGGUGGCAAUGCAGCGUUCAAUCCUUCAAACAGUCAAUAG